This is a messenger RNA of Exophiala aquamarina CBS 119918, 1113 nucleotides long. RefSeq lists its product as uncharacterized. The record is from RefSeq and is a predicted model, not a curated record. Lineage: Eukaryota; Fungi; Ascomycota; Eurotiomycetes; Chaetothyriales; Herpotrichiellaceae. Bases 1 to 1113 code for a protein of 370 amino acids. Gene Ontology annotation, cellular component: mitochondrion. Gene Ontology annotation, molecular function: oxidoreductase activity. The transcript has a single exon.
AUGGAGCUCUCAACACACACGGCAGCAGUGCUGGAAGGCAUUGGUCAAUCUAUUAUCUUGAAGGCUCUUCCCAUACCGUCACCUGCUCCUGGCUCAGCAACCGUCAGAGUUUUGGCGACUACUGUCUCCCCCAACAGUAGAGCCGUCUUCGCGGGCAAGUUUGGGCCUGUCACAAUACGCACACCGGUUACCCCUUCGGGGCCUGCCAUUGCACGCAUCCAUAAUAUUGGCGUGGAUGCAACAUUUCUUCAGCCUGGUCAACUCGUCUUCACCGAUCUAUGGACACGUUCUAGGGACGAUCCAGACGAAAGUAUUUUGGCAGGAUAUAUUGGAGGAAACCAAAAGCUUGAAGCAGCGUGGGAACACGGUACAUUUGCGGAAUAUGCCAAUGUGCCACUGGAGCGAAUCUGGCCCUUGAAUGAGUCACGAGUUUGCAAAGCUAUGAACUACAGCUCCGAGGAACUCGUCCAUCUGGGGACUAUUAGCAUCGCCAUCGCGGGCUUGAUGGAUAUCAACGUCCUCCCGACCGAUACUGUGAUCGUUGCACCCGCCACAGGGACCUUUAGCGGCGCUGCUGUGCACGCAGCCUUGGCCAUGGGUGCUAGUGUUAUUGCAUGUGGACGGAACGAGGAAGCUCUGGCGCAUAUUACCAACACCUUCGAAAGCUCCGGCUGUCUAUCGACAGUGAAGCUGACUGGCGACGCACCCGGAGAUACUGCUGCGAUAAAGGCUAUUACCGGCAAGAAAGGUGCAGAUAAGUACAUUGAUUUUAUCCCCCCACAAGCUGCUGGCUCCGAACACAUCACUUCAUGCAUAUCAGCUCUGCGCCCGCACGGAAAAGCAGUUUUCAUGGGCGCUGUGUUCAGCAACCUUGAAAUACCGUAUACACUGAUUAUGAGGCACAACCUGACCGUACAGGGGCGGUACAUGUUUGACUAUCAUCAUGCCGAAUACGCUAUCAAAUUAUUGGAAACUGGUCGCCUCAUCUUGGGUGACCGACCAAACAGUGGUUUGAAGAUCCACACCUUCAAACUCCAGGAUAUCGAGAAAGCAAUCGACGCUGCCGCCACGACAUGUCGUGGUUGGGGAAAUUCAGUUGUCCUAAAACCUUGA